GCACCCUGGUGGCGUCACCGCCGUGCGCCGCGGCGAAGGACACGGCGCUCCCCGCCACACAGACCCAGGGCGGGUCUCACUGGCGUCGGCGAAGCCAUGAGCGGCUACACCGAAGACGAGAAGCUGCGGCUGCAGCAGCUCCGCGCCCUGCGGCGCCGCUGGCUGCGGGACCAGGAGCUGAGCGAGCGGGAGCCCGUCCUGCCGCCCCGCAAGCUGGGCCCGGUGGCCUCCUUCUGGGAGCGCUUCCUGCAGCCCGGGGGGUUCUGGCGGCAGCAGGUCUACAAGGUCUGCAACACCAGCGGCUUCAUCGUGACACGGGUCCUGAUCCCCGCCUGGAUCAUCGCCUACUACCUGAAGUACCACGCCAUGAAGACCCCACACGGUGUCGUUCUGUCCAAUCCAGCCAUCUUCCCGGGGGACAGGAUUUUGGAGACAGGAGAAGUCAGGCCAGGCCUGAAAGAAGACCCCCACGAGCACCACUGAUGGCCCAGCGCUGGCGUCCUGCUGUGGUGAACAAGGCAACAGCAGCUUGAUAAAAGAGUCCUGCCUCUGCCUCA
Molecule: messenger RNA, 557 nt
Organism: Pogoniulus pusillus (Red-fronted tinkerbird)
Lineage: Eukaryota; Metazoa; Chordata; Aves; Piciformes; Lybiidae
Gene: NDUFB6
Product: NADH:ubiquinone oxidoreductase subunit B6
Exons: 4
Coding region: 97-483 (128 amino acids)
Biological process (GO): mitochondrial electron transport, NADH to ubiquinone; mitochondrial ATP synthesis coupled electron transport
Source: RefSeq, a predicted model, not a curated record